AUGGAACCUGGGUACCAGGCACUUCCAUUCCAGCACAACCCCACCCAGCUCACUUCUCUGGAGAACGUGAAGAGGCAAACAUGUUCUCUUGCUGUCUCCGUGUAUGCGAAGGCUCAGGCCCGAGUGAAGGUCAUGACCACGUCUCAAGACGCUGGGUCAGCCCUCGCUCUGGCCGUCUCUGGAGAUUUUGCCACAGGAUCCCAAAGCUGUCUCUUACUUUUCCCAUCCCAGGGAGCAAAAGAGUUGGCCCCGACCCUGGCUGACCCCUGCAAGGCAGGGAUGCUCAAAGCAGGCACUCUGCAGCAGCUGGUGGACCACCUGGUGCCUGCCCUGCUCUUCGGGGACCCAAUGGACAUCCCUAUCUUUCUAUGCACUUACCGACGUUUUGCCACCACACAGCAGGUGCUGGACCUGCUAUUAACUAGAUAUGACUCCUUCCUCUACUCCACUGAGGAUGGUGGACCACAGGAGCAAGUCAAGCAAGCCAUGUCCUUCAUCGUGGGCACUUGGCUAAAACAAUACUCAGAAGACUUCACCGAACCUCUGAACUUCCCUUGCCUCAAGAAGCUGGUGAAUUACCUGCAAGUCAACAUGCCUGGGUCAGAUGAAGAGAACCAUGCCAAACUUCUCCUUGCCCAGAUGGAGCACCUGGCACCCAGCAAGGAGAAGUCUGAGGCUCUCUCUCCAUCUCCAGUGCUUUGUCUGAGAACAACUCCACAGGUGGAACAUAUUGAAGCACCGUUUAUGGCACACAACCCAAUUGCAAAACCACCAUCAGAUCCAGAGCUGGUGUCAUCAGAAGACUCAGAGUCAGAGUCAAUUCUAGCACCUGCCCUGGAGCGAGAGCCAACUCAUUUCCUACCUUCCCAGCAUGGAUCAUGUCCAGCACCUGCUCCAGAACUGGAUCCAGCUUACUCAUAUGCCAUAGAGUUUGAGCAAACUCUCUCACCAUUUUCAUCAAGGGAUUCUUCCUGGGAAUCCCUUGUGUCUACAGAUAGCACAUUGAGCGAGGAAGAGCCUUCCAUCUUGUUCUUCCCUCCGCAACUGGUGGCAGAACAGUUAACACUGAUGGAUGCUGAGCUGUUCAAGAAGGUGGUGCCCUACCACUGCCUGGACUAUAUCUGCACCCACUGGAAAAAGGAUGACAAGGGGCAUGUGGCACCCACCAUCCAGGCCACUGUCACUCACUUCCACAAAGUCACCACUUGUGUCAUCACCACCUGCCUGGGGGACCAGAGCAUGGAGGCUGCAGACAGGGCCAAAGUAGUGGAGCACUGGAUUGCGGUGGCCUGGGAAUGUCGAGCUCUCAACAACUUCUCCUCCCUCUGUGCCAUCGUGGCUGCUCUGCACAGCAAGGCCAUCCACCGCCUGAGGAAGACCUGGAAAGACGUCUCCAGCAACAGCCUUCAGAUAUUCCAAAGUCUGUCCAGUGUUUUGACUCCUGAGACAAUCUACUGCCUGAGCAAAGAAGGGCUCGUUGAGGGAGAGACUUCCAAAUGGGCCACCAUGUGCAUGAACAUCAAGAGAAGACAUGGGCAACAGGAGAGGGAAUUCAAAAUCAUCUCAGAGAUCAGUGUUCUGCAGUCAGCCUGCAAUCAUGACUGUAUCAUGCCAGACAAGCAUUUCCUGGCCUUGUUCCAGGCCAUGGAGCCCCUCAGCAUGGAUGAGAGCCACCAGGACUCCAAGACAGGCAUAAAAGUGAGCGGCAGCUCCCUCUGCAAGCCCUGCAAUGAAAUGACGUUUAGUCCUGAUCUCAGCAGUGGGAACAUCAGUGACCCAUGGAGCCUGAACUCGGCCAGCUCAUCUAGCACUGACAAGGAGGACCUUGAAAAAGCAUUAUGCUGGAAGCCUGCGAUGACAGCAAAGAGAAGGUGA
Molecule: messenger RNA, 1875 nt
Organism: Castor canadensis (American beaver)
Lineage: Eukaryota; Metazoa; Chordata; Mammalia; Rodentia; Castoridae
Source: RefSeq, a predicted model, not a curated record